Molecule: messenger RNA, 2011 nt
Organism: Pyricularia grisea
Lineage: Eukaryota; Fungi; Ascomycota; Sordariomycetes; Magnaporthales; Pyriculariaceae
Exons: 3
Coding region: 398-1483 (361 amino acids)
Source: RefSeq, a predicted model, not a curated record
AUGGGUGGCUCUAGUCAAUCAGCUCAGGCUGAGAUAAGUGACGUAUGGUAUGCUGUGCAGUGUUACACACCUUCUGGGUCGACAUUCGGUAAGGCAAGCAGCAAAUACCGGUAAACCUACAUUCAAAGGAGGCAGAAGUAGUUGUUAGUGGGUGGUCAGAUCAGAUUUCCCUCGACCUUUUCUUUUCUGUUCUCGAUACGUGAACCACAACAGUCAAGGGGCAAGGGCAAAAGCCAGCACACCCGUUCCUGGUUUUCGUCGAAAUCCCACCUCGCAAUCUUAUAUUCCCUUUUUUGACGUGUUAUAGUCUGAUGCUAGUCGAAAAUUCACGCCAGUCUCAGUAUUAGAGCCUUGUCCUCGUCGACGAUAUCCUCUUUUUUUUGUUUCUUAAAUCAACAUGAUCAACCCGGAGACGACGACGCAGCUGCGGCUGCUACUGCUGUUCUCCUGUCUGUUUGCUGCUCUACACGGCACGAUGGCGUCGGCGGUGGCAAUGCCGCCUGCCACGGGAUCAGUAGUCAUACCCCUUGACGCCCAGAGCCCUCGUCCCACCGAGGCCCCGAUCAUGGUCGAGCUCGCCCGCCGGCAAAGCCCUUUCACGUACAUUGUUGCACCAGACGGUAUCUGUGGCUGGAACAGUCAAAAUACAGAUAACGGACCUGUAAUAAUCAAGAACAUCGCUGCGUCUUUUGGCAGCGCGAUGGUUCUUUUCCAGAAAGGCGUGGUUGCUGCCCUGCAGAGGGCUGCACGCACCGGAACCUUACCCUACUGCAAUACGUACUUCUUCGGCUCCUAUGGGCGUUACCCUGCCUUCACUUGCGGCAGCACGAACUGGACCGAGCCCUCUGUCUACUACAUGAUCAAGCCUGGCACGGAGAGGUUCUUUGCAACCUCGACCACCCUGGCAACCCUCCUCACAGCAACCGCCACCUCGGACGGUUCUGUCGUCACGCAGGUAGUGACUGUAGCCCCAACCGGCUCGACGAAUGGCGGGGCCGGAGAAGGCGACGGAAACAGCAGCGUUGGUGGUGGAAACAGUCAGCCAUCUAGCAGCGGCGGCGGCGGUGGUGGGGGUGGAGGUGAGCAACCAUCCAACGGCGCAAACACGGGCGCCAUCAUAGGAGGCGCGGUCGGCGGUGCGGCGGUCCUGGCCAUCUCCGCCCUCGCCGCGGUCCUGCUCUACCGCCGCAGGAAGAAGAACAAGCGCGACGCCACCGGUGCGUCCGCCGGGGCUCAGGGAGACGGGUUCUACCCCAUGUCCCCGAGCCAGCCCGACUCGACGGCCUUUACGCCGUCCUCCUACAACACCCCCGGUAUCCCAUGGCCUCAGCAGAACUGCUACUCGGUGUCGAGCGCCUCCCCACUCCCCACGUCGCCGCCCAACGCCCCGCACUAUGACAGAGUAUAUCCCAAAUACCCGGCUCCCAUGGCUGAGGUCGACAGCACUGGGCAGAAUCGGGUACAUGAGUUGGGGACGAACUAAAGUUGAACCCAGGGCAUGUCCUGAAAUUUUGUGUUCCCCCAUGAUCAAGUGCGUUUUGCUUAUCCUUGUGUGACCGGUCGAGAAGGAUCAUUGGCUUUUGAACGGCCCCCCUGGUGUAGCCUCCAUAUAUAUCCUCACGCAACGUCCCUUCAGAUAUAAUCUGGUUCUUUUUGCAUUCCCAACCGAAGUAAUCGUUACUCGGUCAACCAAUUCAAUAUAAUCGACACAAAACGGCAAAGUGAAAUGAUCUAUUGCUGAGCAUUUCGAUAGGCAUACCGUUUGGGCCUCACUGGUCUCUUUUUCUGGAUUAGCGCCUAUCGACAAUUUUGGCCAUCCUUUUGUUAAACUUGGUUUGAAGGCUUUCAAAAAAUUCAUGCCUGCCAAGUCCAUGUUCGGAAAAGCAUGCCAUAGCAUGUCAUUAAACGGCAACAUUGCCGGCAUCGUUUGUGUUGCAUUGCUUCGGAAUGAUUUCCUGUAUAUGUUGGGCAUCUUUCUAGGUCGCCGAGUUCAUAAAUAUUAUGUUCCCAG